CAGGUCACAAAAUUGAGAGCGUGGGCUGGUGUCACACAGCAACAGGUAACACCACGGGUGCUGUGCUGGUAGGAACAAGUUGGGGAUUAAUCAUGGAGUGUUCAAUUGAGGCCGGAGAAGACACCAAAUUCUUUGGUGGGAGCGUGGACCAAUAUUUCAAACAAGUUUAUAAGUUUGCAAGCAGUAAUGGAAGAGGUGAUCCUGUAACAGGACUUGAAUAUUUCUGUACUGCAUCUAAACAAGAUGGUAAGAAUGAAUACUGCAUAUUCGCUGCAACACCAAACAAACUUUAUCAGUUCAGUGGAACAAUGAGCCCCAACAGCGGAGAAGUCCCAGUUUUUCAGGCUGUGUUUAGUUUAUACACCAACACACCCCCACGCCACAUACAUAUACCAGGAAUACGUGAUGAUAGUCAACUUAUCCUGCUCUACAGUUCAAAAGGUUCUACAGUUCCCGUCCCUACACAGUUUGCAUGGAUGACAGCAGAAGGCGUCUACAUUGGUGAGAUUAAACUUCCAUCCAUGGUUGAAACAUCCACAUCUAUCCAACAAAGGUCUCUCAUUACAAACGCUAGGCUUGUGCAUUAUCCAGACACAGCGGCUGACAAUACAAAUCCUUUUGCUGAUAACAGUGGAGAAGUAUUAAACAUUGUCCUUACUGAGUUUCACUUGCUCCUGCUUUAUUCUGAUCGACUAAAAGUCAUUUGUUCUCUCAACGAACAACUUAUAUUUGAAGAUGUAUAUAGUUCCAGGUAUGGUCAACUGCGCGGUUUGGUGAAGGACCCUGCUCAGGGCACAAUAUGGGCAUAUACCGAUGGUGCUGUUUUUAAGUAUAAGGUUGUAAAAGAGUCUCGUGAUGUGUGGCAAAUGUAUCUGGACAUGGGAAAAUUUGAUCUGGCUCGUGAACACUGCAGAGACAACCCAGCUAAUUUAGAUAAAGUGCUGACACGACAAGCAGAGCAUGAAUUCAGCAAAGGUCAAUACCAGGAAAGUGCUUUGUAUUACGCAAUUACACAAAACUGUUUUGAGGAUGUGGCUUUAAAGUUCCUGAGAGCUGGAAAAGAAGUUGCGUUGCGGGCUUAUCUGCAGAAGAAACUAAGCAAUUUAAAGGCAGGUGAAACAACUCAAAUGACGAUGUUAUCAACGUGGCUUGUUGACUUUGAUUACGAGCGUGUAGUAAACCAUCACAUACAAAAUGAGGAUUAUACAUCAGCACUCGAUGCACUGAGGAAACAAAACUCUGUUCCUUUGUAUUACAAGUUUUCACCAGUGCUAAUGCAGCAUAUUCCCCAAACAACAGUGAACGCAUGGAUUCAAUUAGGACGACGCAUUGAUCCAAGGCACAUUAUUCCAUCCCUUGUUAAUUGCACUGAGAGAGGUUCAGAAACACACUGGAUGGAAGCAAUUCGAUAUUUAGAGUAUUGCACAACAGAAUUGGAAUGUAGCGAUCCAGCAAUUCAUAAUUAUCUACUUUCACUCUACGCAAAACACGUUCCGAAUUCAGUAAUCAGUUACCUCAGAGGACAGGGUGAUGAUUCCUCGGAGAUAUGUUACGACGUUAAAUACGCACUGCGUCUCUGUCUCGGCAACAAAGAUCCAAGUGCAAGUGAGACGCUACAUCAAGCUUGUGUUCAUAUUUACACUGUCAUGGCUUUGUAUGAAGAAGCGGUUAACAUGGCUUUAAAGGUUGACGUAGAACUUGCGAAGUCGAUUGCUGAUCGUCGUGAAUUAGAAGAAGAUGAAGAAACACGGAGGAAGUUGUGGCUCUGCAUCGCGAAGCAUAUUGUGCAGGAGGACAAGGACAUUAAGAGAGCCAUGAAGUUUUUACAGGAAUCUGGUGACUUGUUGAAAAUUGAAGAUAUUCUUCCUUUCUUCCCUGAUUUUGUGACAAUUGAUCAUUUUAAAGAUGCGUUGUGUGAAUCUUUAGCUGAAUAUAAUAAACAUAUCGACCAGCUUAAAGAUGAAAUGAAUGAAGCAACAAGCAGCGCUCAUUCUAUUCGUGCAAACAUACAAGAAACAAGGAAUCGUCACUUAGUAGUCGGGGGUACAGACAGAUGUCAGUCAUGUGACAAACUGCUUCUUACCAGAGCUUUCUACUUGUUUCCAUGUCAACAUGCUUUCCAUAAUGAUUGCAUGUGGAAAGAUGUGAGGCCUCUUCUGAUCGACUCAAAACGUGACUUGGCUGACAGACUUCAACAAAAACUACUGACACUUAAUUUAAGCAACGAUUCAACUUCCAAAGAGGAACGAAAAACUGCUCGUCAAAAACUUAUCAAAGACCUUGACGAGACAAUCGCGAAUGAAUGUGUGUUAUGUGGUGAAAUUGCCGUGCGAUCCAUAGACACACCAUUUCUGGAUGACACAUUUGGGGGAGAAGAAACUUGGUCAUAAAUGAAAAAGUAAUAAAAUCUCACGCUGUGUAAAUCACCAUAAUUCUAUGCUUUACAAUGUACAUGUACUGUAUUGCAGUAAUUUAAUAUUUCUUGUUUAAUAUUCAUUCAUAUCACAGCAAGUCUGAAUUGGCAUUGUUUCAAUUUUUCAUUGUUUUCAAUGUAACUGAUCGUGUGUUUUGUUCUUGUGCAAUAAAUAUCCUAUUCAAAUUACGAAGUGAACAUGACAUUU
Ciona intestinalis (vase tunicate) is the source of this 2621-nucleotide messenger RNA. Lineage: Eukaryota; Metazoa; Chordata; Ascidiacea; Phlebobranchia; Cionidae. The record is from RefSeq and is a predicted model, not a curated record.